Nelumbo nucifera (sacred lotus) is the source of this 1824-nucleotide messenger RNA. Its product is annotated as serine carboxypeptidase-like 51. NCBI's taxonomy places the organism in Eukaryota, Viridiplantae, Streptophyta, Magnoliopsida, Proteales, Nelumbonaceae. Gene Ontology annotation, molecular function: serine-type carboxypeptidase activity. The record is from RefSeq and is a predicted model, not a curated record. Gene Ontology annotation, biological process: proteolysis.
UUCUGGUUUCUGAUUUUUGUCUUUUCAGUUGUAUAGAAACGGGGCGGCUCCAGCUGAAUGGAUCCUUCUUUAUAACUACUUUCUGAAGGUUUUGUUCUAUAUGUGAAGUGGGUUAUGGAGAAAUUCUCUUUUCUUAUUCAGCUUAUUCUUUCUAUUCUGGCAUUUUCUUCACUGUUUCAUGGAGGGUUUGUUAGUGCUGCUAGAACCAAAGAUGGAUCUGAACAAUGGGGAUACAUUCAAGUGCGGCCCAAAGCCCACAUGUUUUGGUGGCUUUAUAGAAGUCCACAUAGAGUUGAAGAUCCAUCUAAACCUUGGCCAAUUAUUCUGUGGUUGCAAGGUGGACCUGGUUCUUCAGGAGUUGGGAUUGGAAACUUCCAAGAGAUUGGACCCUUGGACACCGAAUUGAAGCCUCGGAACUCCACCUGGUUGCGGGUAGCUGAUCUCUUAUUUGUGGAAAACCCAGUUGGAACUGGAUACAGUUUUGUGGAGGAUGAAAAGGAGUUGGUAAAAAACGAUGAAGAGGCAGCUACUGACUUAACUACCUUGCUGAAAGCGCUCUUCAAUAGAAAUGCUAGGCUCCAAAAAUGUCCUCUGUACAUUGUAGCAGAGUCUUAUGGAGGAAAAUAUGCUGUUACUCUUGCACUAUCAACUCUAAAAGCCAUUAAAGCUGGAAAAUUGAAACUUCAACUUGGAGGAGUUGCUUUGGGAGACAGUUGGAUCUCCCCUGAAGACUUUGUGUUUUCAUGGGCUCCCCUUCUCAAAGAUGUGUCGAGGCUUGAUGACAGUGGAGCCAAAAAGGCAAACAGUAUUGCUCUACAAAUUAAGAGGCAACUUGCAGCAGGCCACUAUGUAAAUGCAACAUAUUCAUGGAUAGAGCUCGAUGGCAUUAUUAGCAUGGCCAGUAACUUUGUGGAUUUCUACAAUUUUAUGCUAGAUUCAGGAAGAGACUCAAUUUCUGCAAUGGCUAUGGCAUUGUCGAAGGGAGAAAGAAUGAAGAUGUACUCAAGAUAUCUCAAUUCCAAGAGCUUACUGGCAGGUGGAAGUGAUGACAUUAAUACACUGAUGAAUGUAGUCAUAAGAGAGAAGCUUAAAAUUAUCCCCAGAGGUGUAGUAUGGGGAGAGCUAUCAAUGUCUGUUUACUCAGCUUUAGAAGGUGAUUUCAUGAAACCAAGAAUAAAUGAGGUUGAUGAUCUCUUAGCUGAAGGGGUCAAUGUGACAAUAUAUAACGGACAGCUUGAUGUCAUAUGUGCCACCAAAGGAGCUGAAGCAUGGGUGAAGAAACUCAAGUGGGAUGGACUGAAACGGUUCUUGAGCAUGGAUAGGACUCCACUUUACUGUGGGCAUGAGGAUGAAACUACAAGAGGAUUUACCAAGUCAUACAAGAAUCUACAUUUCUAUUGGAUACUCGGGGCGGGUCAUUUUGUACCUGUUGAUCAGCCCUGCAUUUCAUUGAAGAUGGUAGCUGACAUUACACAUUCUCCAAUUGUUAUUUCUUCCUAGAACUAGAAACAGAAAUCCAGAAAAAGGAGAUAAAUUAAAUAAGUAAUACUACCAGAAGAAAUGGAGUCUAACACUCAAACAACAGCAACUAUAAUGGCCCCAGACUGAAGAAAUCACAGUUCUGAUACCAACUGAAUAAAUGUUACUCCAUUUUUUUCUUGCAUUCUCUUCUUAAUUUUCAUUGUUUUUUGUGAAUCUUCUUUGUAAUUCAAAGGACUGAAUGAAUAGUCAAUGGUAUCUCAUCCACAAUCCACAUGAAUAAAUAUGAUAAUUGGAGGUUGGUCAGAUGUUUCAAUCAUCCAAGUCAUCACUCUUUGAUAGAUA